Wallemia ichthyophaga EXF-994 is the source of this 1506-nucleotide messenger RNA. Its product is annotated as Histone acetyltransferase ESA1. Lineage: Eukaryota; Fungi; Basidiomycota; Wallemiomycetes; Wallemiales; Wallemiaceae. Gene Ontology annotation, molecular function: histone acetyltransferase activity. The record is from RefSeq and is a predicted model, not a curated record. The coding region runs from base 1 to 1506 and encodes 501 amino acids. Gene Ontology annotation, biological process: regulation of DNA-templated transcription. The transcript has 2 exons.
AUGGGUCCAACAACCCCGGCUGGCUCCUACACGAUUGCUACGCUAGUCACUGGCUGUCAGAUCUGGGUUAGAGUACCCGUAUCUGACAGCGACAGCGAAGACCGCAAGGCUGAUAUUCUCUCUAUACGAUCCAUCGACCCUGAUAACGACUACAUCCAAGUUGACGGUGAUCAGCCCACAAAGGAUUUUUACUUGCACUUUGUUAACUUCAAUAAACGUCUCGAUACCUGGUUAAACGCUAAGCAUGUUCUCUUGGACCGUGAAGUUACCUGGCCUAAACCCCAAAAAGACUCUGCCAGCUCACCUUCUACCCCGAAAUCAACCAACAAAUCCGCUCCCAACAACCCAAGCCUCCUACGAAAAGCUGCUACCAAAGCAGGUAAACUCGCUACUGGUCAUAAGAAGCGUAAGCUCGACAGUUCUAGUGCUACUACUCCAGGUGCUCCACCAGCCACCCCAGGCGCUCCUUCUAAAGAAACUCAUGGUAUCAGCAGCGAUGAAGAUGCUGAUGGUGAUAUGGAACCUGACAGCGAGCCAGGCACUCCACUCGCAAAACCCAACCAGCAACCCACGUCCACUUUCAGCAAAGAGGAGGAGAUUGAGAAACUCCGUACGAGUGGCUCCAUGACACAAAACCCCCAUGAAGUUGCUCGAGUUAAGAAUCUCAACAAGGUCAGCAUAGGCGCUCAUCAAGUAGAGGCUUGGUACUUCUCCCCAUAUCCCGUUGAAUACUCACACAUCCCCACACUUUUCAUCUGCGAAUUCUGCCUUGGUUACUACGCUUCCCCGAAGCAGCUCGAAAGACAUCGCCACAAAUGCACUAUCGUACACCCACCCGGAAAUGAAAUAUACCGUCAUGAAAACAUCUCCUUCUUUGAAAUUGACGGAAGGAAGCAGAAGAGCUGGUGCAGACAUCUCUGUCUACUCAGUAAACUAUUUCUCGAUCACAAAACUCUCUAUUACGACGUCGAUCCGUUUCUAUACUAUAUUAUGACCCAGAAGGAUGAAACAGGCUAUCAUCUCGUUGGUUAUUUCAGCAAGGAGAAGGAGUCCGCAGAGGCAUACAACGUAGCCUGUAUACUAACACUCCCCCAAUUCCAACGAAUGGGUUAUGGCAAAUUGCUCAUUGAGUUUAGCUACGAAUUGACAAAGAGAGAGGGCAAAUUGGGUAGUCCUGAAAAACCACUAAGUGAUCUGGGUUUGCUUGGCUACAGAGCGUAUUGGGGAGAGACUAUUCUAGGAUUGCUGAUGACGAUGGGUGAUGACGAUAUUAGUAUCGAUGAGAUCGCUCAGAAAACGGCGAUCAAUCAUGCCGAUGUCAUGUAUACACUACAAUCACUCUCCCUGUUAAAAACGUUCAAGGGUCAGCAUAUCCUCGCUUUGAAUGAUAACAUAAUAGAAAACUACGAACGCGCGGCGAAGAAAACGAGGAGGCGUAUAGAUGGAUCGAAAUUGGUGUGGAAGCCGCCUGUAUUUACGCGCGAACAGCUGAGAUUUGGGUGGUAG